Molecule: messenger RNA, 324 nt
Organism: Staurois parvus
Lineage: Eukaryota; Metazoa; Chordata; Amphibia; Anura; Ranidae
Source: the annotation of a GenBank genome assembly
GAUUGUAUACACCUGUGUCCAUGGAGGGGAUUGGAACACCUGAAUCACAUGAUUUGGAGGGGAUUGGAACACUUGAAUCACAUGAUUUGGAGGGGGCUUGAUUGUAUACACCUGUGUCCAUGGAGGGGAUUGGAGCAUCUGAAUCACAUGAUUUGGAGGGGAUUGGAACACCUGAAUCACAUGAUUUGGAGGGGGCUUGAUUGUAUACACCUGUGUCCAUGGAGGGGAUUGGACACCUGAAUCACAUGAUAUGGAGGGGAUUGGAACACCUGAAUCACAUGAUUGGGAGGGGAUUGGAACACCUGAAUCACAUGAUUUGGAGUG